Molecule: messenger RNA, 654 nt
Organism: Suillus subaureus
Lineage: Eukaryota; Fungi; Basidiomycota; Agaricomycetes; Boletales; Suillaceae
Exons: 7
Coding region: 1-654 (217 amino acids)
Source: RefSeq, a predicted model, not a curated record
AUGGCUUUCACUAAGGAGCACUUAGUUCGGUUAUUUUGGUUUCACUUUUUGACAUGUUUUUGGACCCUUUGGACCCCUGGACCUGGACCCUGGACUGGCCAUAUCUUGGAGUUUGAAGCAUUCUCAUCCCAGAAACUGCUGGUACUUCUUUGGUCACUCUUGGCAACAUUUGUUUGGAUCUUUGUGGAACUACAACUGUUGGAAUUUCAGCUCUCCUCUCUCUUUGUUUCAUAUAUCUUCUCCAAUUGGGCACAGGCUGCUGUACAUCAGGCUGAGAGGAAUCAGCGAAAUAUUGGCUCCCCUCCUGCACAUUACCAUCCUGCUCCUAUAGCUCGACCAUUAGAAAAUGCUCUUCAAAUGAAUAUUUCUCAGAUCUUGGGAAAUUUGAACCAUGGUCCAAUUCCAAUGCAAAGGUUUCCUGGUCUGCCACAUAAUGUUAUUGAGCAUCAUGAGGCUCAACACAUGUGGCAUCAGCACCAUCCACUACCACAACCUGGGCCACCUAUUCCUGCUCCAGCCUUAGGGCCUCCGUUUGGUCAACCUGUUCCUGCUCUACCCUUAGGGCAACCCUUUGGUCAAUCUAUUCCUGCUCCACCCUUAGGGCCACCCUUUGGUUAUAUUCCUCCACCUGCUAUGUUGCUGCAGCCACAAUAA